AUGGUACAAAGCGUCCCUAAUUCCCCAACCCACCGCCACCGAAUAUGGCUUCACUCCCUCUUAUCCGCCUCUCUCUAUCAAUUCCCUUCCAGCCCCUCCUCCCUCUCCUAUCUCUCUACCACUCCAUCCCCUAUGCCAGCUUCAUCUCUUUCUUCACCCUUUAUCUGGGCAUCGUCUGAAAUCCUUCGCCCUUCAGGCAUUGGUGCUCGACGUACUGCUUGUGGUGUCAAUGCUUGUACAGAGGAUAAUUUCUCUUGGUCGAAGCGCAAUCGGGCUGAAGAUAAACGGGACUCCAUAUGGAGGGGUUGGAAGGGAAUUGAGUGGGUAUUUGGUGAAGAGGAAGCGGCCGUAUUGGACGCCGUUGAAGAAGGGGAGGAAGUAGGAUGCGGCGGAGAUUAG
Fraxinus pennsylvanica is the source of this 399-nucleotide messenger RNA. NCBI's taxonomy places the organism in Eukaryota, Viridiplantae, Streptophyta, Magnoliopsida, Lamiales, Oleaceae. The record is from the annotation of a GenBank genome assembly.